This is a messenger RNA of Cephus cinctus (wheat stem sawfly), 3912 nucleotides long. RefSeq names its product zinc finger protein 85. Gene Ontology annotation, biological process: regulation of transcription by RNA polymerase II. The transcript is spliced from 2 exons. Bases 499 to 2388 code for a protein of 629 amino acids. Gene Ontology annotation, molecular function: RNA polymerase II transcription regulatory region sequence-specific DNA binding; DNA-binding transcription factor activity, RNA polymerase II-specific. NCBI's taxonomy places the organism in Eukaryota, Metazoa, Arthropoda, Insecta, Hymenoptera, Cephidae. Gene Ontology annotation, cellular component: nucleus. The record is from RefSeq and is a predicted model, not a curated record.
ACCCGGACCAGUUACUGGCACAUGUCCCCUAUUGGGGAUACAGCCAUAAGGAAAGGAAGGAAGUGACGCUCACGAUCGUGGUGGCCAUUAACAUUAUAGCAUGGACUAUGCGUCCCGAUGGUGGUGGCGCUUCGCAUCACGAAAUAUCUGUUUGGAGAACUGUAUGUAGUGAAUUAUAUACAUAUGAUUCAUACAUUCAAUGGAUUUCAAUUCCUUUUCGACUCCGGUAGUUUAGUGAUUGAAUUUUUGUAUACACUAUUAUUUAAGCGGAUUAUAUUUUAAUCAGAUAAGGAUUGACAGAUGAAAAAUUAAAAUGAGUAUACAAUAAGAUGUCAAAGAUACAAUGAAGAUACGAUUAUAGUGAUUAUGGAUUGCAUGAUUACAAAGUAUAAGGAGUUUGCUGUCAUUGCACUUAUGUAGAUACAACAAUUGUAGUAAUAAUAUAAAAAUGUUAUAUCAAGUGCUAUAGAGAAUUUUAAAAAUUGUAUAGAUACAUAUAUGAAAACAAAGACAAAAAAGGAUAAAGUUGAUAUGGAACCAAAUAUGGCAAAGGACAUAAAACCUGCUUAUGAGGCAGAUAAUUGGUCAUUAAAUAUGAAACAAGAACCUAUUGAAAAGCUAACAACAACUAAAUCAUUAUGUAGCAAUAAUGAUUGGUUGGCUGACAAAGCUUGCAAAAUAGAAGAUGAUUUAAGUGAUUGUUUAGAUCAAUUCCAAGAAGUACCGUUUAAUCAGAUCACCAUAAAGUUAUCAGAAAGUCAUGGAGAGGAAACUAAUUCUAAAAUGACAUGUACUCUUUGUGGGGCACGAUACACUUCACAAUUAAAAUACGAAUUUCAUAUGGAGAGACAUAAAUUUGGCAGAAUUGAUCUCUUUAUCUGUCCAUUGUGUCAAAGAAAAUCCACAAGUGAGAACUUACUAUGGGAUCAUUAUUUCUAUAUCCACAAGAAUACACAACGUUACAUUUGUAUGACUUGUGGUAAGCUAUUUCCAAAACAAUCGAAACUGAAAAAUCACCAAGACAAGUAUAACCAUUCUGGUAUAAACGAGAUUCACAUUGAAACUGAUGAAAAUGGUAUAACUAUUGACAAUACAACUAUUAGAAAAGCUAUUGUCAAAGAGAUACAAGGUAUGCAAACAGGAAAAUGUACAUUAUGUGGAAAAGAAGUUACAGACCUUGAUCCUAAUGCAAUCAAUGAUGCUAUAACUUGCACCAUGUGUGAAGGAUCAGAUCUUUCUUUAAUGGUUGAUUCAGAUGGAACAAAAGUAAUAUCACGAAGACAAUAUCAUUGUUCCAAAUGCACAAAGCAUUUUUUGCGAAAGGAAAGACUUGAAUUUCACGAGAUGAGACACAAUGAGGACAUGAGUAAACAUAUAUGCAGUAGCUGUGGAAAGAAGUUCAGUGCUGAGAAUGCCUUAUAUGAGCAUUAUAUCUUUGUACACAAAGGUGCAAGACCCCAUAUUUGUGAACUAUGUGGAAAAUCCUUCCAACUAAAAGCACGCCUCAAAGAACAUCUUCGAAGCCAUACUGGAGAGCGACCCUAUAAAUGUGAUGCAUGUGAUCAACGAUGUAUGACUGCAAAUGCAUUGAAAAUUCACAAAAAAAUACAUUCUGUUCAUGAACGUUUUGUUUGUCAGAUUUGUAACAAAACGUUCAGCAAAAAGCAGAAUAUGAAUGAGCAUUUAGAAAAGCAUUGGAAAUAUGACAGGAAAAUAGUAUUACAACAGGCAUUCAAAUGUCGUAUUUGUUCUGAGAAGUUUCCCACGUUUCGCAGUUUAAAACGUCACAUGAUAGAAACGCAUGAAAUUGAUAGUCAAGAUCCAAUAUUAAUGGAGCAGAAACCUUGGUACAAAUGCGAGCAGUGUAAUGAGAAGUUUAAGCAUCAAAUGUCAUUAAAAGUUCAUAGGGAAAAAAUUCAUCAAGGAAAAGUCAAUCCAAUAUUUCAUUGUGACGUAUGUGAUGCUACUUUUAAAAUUAAACAACUGUUAGCAAACCAUAUUAAAAGUAAACAUGAUGGUGAAAAACGUUACAAGUGCGCUCAAUGUGGCAAGGGAUUUAAUGAGACAAAGUCUUUGCACAAUCAUAUCUUACUGCAUACUGGUAAGAAACCAUACACGUGCGAGUAUUGCGGAAUAGCGUUUAGAAGGAAAGAUUCACGAGAUCAGCAUCACAGGAAACAUACUGGUGAGCAACCUUACAAAUGUCAAGAUUGUGAUGAGACAUUUUCUUCAACUAAUAAUCGAUCAAAACAUCGUAAACAAGUACAUGAGAAGAGAGAUUGUCAAAUUUGUCCUGAUUGUGGCGACGAAUGCAUUGGGCAGCAACAGAUUCGUAUUCACUUAAAUAUGCAUCUUGGUGAAAAAUUAAAAAAGCUUGAAGAGUCGUGAUGUACCCGUACUUGCGUUUUUAGAAGAAUUAUGUGAUGAUAAAACUUAAACCUUACGUUUGGAUGUGACAUUAAACGAAAAGAAGUUCUGAAAAUGGUCAUUAAUCUAAUCUAAUCUAACAUUUUCUCACUUAUGUCGGAAAUAGAAGUACCUUGCAAAAUUAGUUAGUUGAACAAGGAUGUUUGUUACUAUAUUGUAACCUUAUUUGCACGAUGCGGUUCUCCGGAUUGUGUCAGAAAAGCGGGUUCGAGCCAGAAUCAACUGUCAGGAAUUUAGAAAAGAGAUCAGCUGGAACAAAAGAAAUGAAAGUGAGACUUCGUCUUACAAAUUAGAAAAGAAAAGUAUAUUGUCCUGCAACGGAAUACACAGAGUUAGUGUAGGUCCAGCCUAGAGAAUGCUGGUUGUUAGUAAGCGAAGAAUAGAUAUAAACGUAAGCGGAAAGUAGCAGUUAUUAUAAAUAGUAUUUACAGAAGAUUAGUGAGCGGAAAGUCAAUUGUAUCGAUAUGAUGAUUAGACGUGGGUUAUUUACACGAUACGUCUGUCGGAAACGGGAAUAAUAGGUUCUUCUAUUAUUCUUGUUCUCCUAUCUUGAUUAAUGUUAUGAUUGUAUAAAUAAAAUAUGGAAUCGUGUCUGAAAGCAGCCUCCGACUGGCGGAAUUUGAUUACAGCAAAAGCGGCGCAAUGAUCAAAAUUAUCAAAGUGGUGGACUAAUUGAAAUGCAGAGAUUGAUUCUAUCUGGCAGAAGAGACGUUUUGCUCGAUUACAAGAGUAGAAGUACGUUUAUAAAUUGUGGUCAAGUGGGACGGUUUGCUCGUUGCUUUAAUAAAGGUAAGCUAGCUAGCUCAGGUGAUAGAAUGCUCGAAUCGUGAAACGUCGCCGUUUAUAUACCCGUCCGUGGUUGGCCAGGGGGCUUGAGCGGUCCAGAAGAAUUGGGCGUCGUGAUGCCUAAGAAUUGUUAUUAUUUGAUGUUUAAGGUUAUUCAGAAUUGGCGGGAUCUGAUUACUACCGUGAUGCGAAUAUCCUUGGGUGUAUUGGUUACAAUAUGUGCAUAUGGCAUGGAAAGAUGCUAUUAUUUCUUUCAAAAUAAGAAGCAGCAUACGGAUGUGCUUUGAUGCCAAGUCCAGCAUUUUGUCUUACAAAAUUAUGUUAGUAUGAUCGAGGAGAUAUUACUAAAGAUAUCAUAUCAGCCUUAUAGGACUUUGUGUCUCAUGAAUAGUAGGCACAGUGGGUAUGAGAUAUACUAGACCACCAUUGAAGUUUUGGAAGAAGUUGAAGUGCUACAUGGUUCAUUUCAGACACAAAAUAUACAGGGACCGGUCCUCUUUACCAAUAUCUUCUCAGUGGUACAAUUAAUAUUUAAAAGACACUUUUAUUAUGUAUUGUAUAUUUGUAGAUUAUAUUUAUCUAAUUUAAGAGCCGAAGAACUUUAAUAUACUAAAUAAUAUAACACUACAUGUCAACAGUAUCAAUAAGUCUAAUAUCAAUGUAAUGUUAUUCAAUCAUAAUAAACAACUGUUAAAUGUA